Molecule: messenger RNA, 2710 nt
Organism: Cataglyphis hispanica
Lineage: Eukaryota; Metazoa; Arthropoda; Insecta; Hymenoptera; Formicidae
Gene: IP3K1
Product: inositol-trisphosphate 3-kinase homolog
Exons: 5
Coding region: 863-2119 (418 amino acids)
Biological process (GO): inositol phosphate biosynthetic process
Cellular component (GO): cytoplasm; nucleus
Molecular function (GO): inositol-1,4,5-trisphosphate 3-kinase activity; inositol tetrakisphosphate kinase activity
Source: RefSeq, a predicted model, not a curated record
AAUUGAAUAAUUGACAUCGAUAAGCUCUAGGGCUUGCUUUCUCAGAGGAAAGACGAUCGAUCGACCGACCGACGAUCCCUCGCGAGAGCAUAAAAAAGGGGGUCCGAUUUACUCCUCGCAGCCUCCUCUUAACCGCAAAUUACUGUGCCAGCAACUUACGUCGAAACAUACUCAACGUACUGGCGGUCAGAGAGGGAGAACGCACCGAUAAAACUACAUUCGCGCUCUCUCGUCGCUCAGUGCUACUCCCGGUGGUACGGUGUGCAUAUGCUGAUACGCAUCGCGCAGUGACGUCAAACGAAAUCAACGCGCUCCUGUCGUCCCGUCGCAUGACACAGCGCGCAGAAGCGGCGAAAGAGGAAGUGAGAAAGAGUAAGAGUAUACAAGAACGGCGACGACGCGCAGGGGAAGUGGUGAAGGAGAAAGAUAGAAGAUAAUACGAGGCAGCGCAAAGAGAGAGAGAGAGAGAGAGAGAACGGGAGGGAAAGAGAAAAUGCUUCGGGAGCAAGAAGAAAAGGAAGGUGGCCGAGCGGCCAAUCGUGUCUCGGGCACUUACGUACGGGCAUAGGGCGUAGGUGUAGGUCUCGCACUCGUCAUCGAGGUCGACGGUGAGUUUGACAGCACGCUCGAUGGAGGUUAUGUUCGUCCACGAUCCACGAUAGAAGAGAGUGCUGGAACAAUAUAAUAAACCGCGUGUGAGAUCGAGUAAAGCUUCCUUUCGCGCGUGUAUCGUGACAAGUGUGGUAUCCAAGCGUCUUCCAUUAAACGGAGUAAAUAAUGUCAAGUAGCGUGUGCCACGCGCCCCUACCAGCCCGAAUGGAAGCGUUCACCACGAGGCUCUGCCUGCGUGCGGUCGACCAGUAUGAGCGGCUUCUUCAGACGCAUUUCAACAAGACCUCUCUGGUUGCAGCCCUCGAGCAAGGAACAAACCCGAUUGAGCAAUCAUGAUUCGACGGAGGGCAAGGAUCAUCGUCGGCAGAAGGAUGGGUCCAGCAGCAGCAGCAGCAGCACCUACAACCCUUUACGUCAAUGGCGAAUGCAACGAAGCACCUCGAUGGGUUUCCACAACAGCCGCUCCAACAGUGCCGGCUCCAGAUCGUCCCACUCGCUGUCCAAAGUGCCCAAUGACACGGCCACCAUCCGGAAGAUGGAACAAUUCCCCCUGGUCCUGUCCGACGCGACGAUGCCGGACGAUGCCGAUCUUUCCCUGAAAUUUCUUGCUCUGAAUGCUCUAGAUCUGACCGCGCCGGCGAGCGAUGUGUUGCUGAAGAAUCGAUUAAAGUCCUGGUUUCAAUUGUCGGGCCAUCCGGAUGGUUUCGCGCCCGCUGGUCCUGGCACUGUCUGGAAAAGGAAAACAGGCGGUGCUGAAAACACAGAGCGCAUCGUUUAUGAGACCCUAAGCAAGGAAGAAGCGUUACGGGAUUGCAUACCGAGAUAUUACCGGGAGGUCGAGUACAAGGGUGAUACGUUCAUCGAGUUACAGAAUUUGCUGUUCGGUUUCAAUGAUCCCCAUGUAAUGGACAUCAAGAUGGGCACGCGGACUUUCCUUGAGUCCGAAGUGUCCAAGACCACCGCUAGGCCGGAUCUCUAUCAGAAGAUGAUAGCCGUCGAUCCGAACGCGCCGACUCCAUUGGAGCACGAGCAGCGCGCCGUAACCAAGUUACGGUACAUGCAAUUCCGCGAGCAACAGAGCUCGACCUGCAGCCACGGUUUUCGCAUCGAGGCGAUGAAAUUGCCGGGUGCGCCGCCGAUCACUAAUCUCAAAAAGGUCAAAUCGCACUCGGAGGUUCUCGACAUCAUAAGGCAGUUCCUUGGUAAACGCGAGGAUACCCGUCAGAAAAUCCUUGCACGCCUCAAAAAUUUGCGAACCAAGAUCGAGGAGUCCGAAUAUUUUAAAACCCACGAGGUAAUCGGCAGUAGUAUCUUCAUGAUCUAUGAUAACGACAAGGUGGGCGUUUGGCUAAUAGAUUUCGCGAAAACACGCGAAGUACCGGACGGACGAAAGCUUACGCAUAGGCGUCCUUGGGAAGAAGGCAAUCACGAAGAGGGUUUUCUAUUUGGAUUGGAUAAUUUAAUUUCGGCCAUAGAAGAAGUUAACCUUUCUUCAAAUACUAAAUAAAUUGCAUGGCAGAAUUCACAGACAUUUUUAUGCACUAUAAAACAAAUUUUCUGUGUGUAUAACGAGCAAAAAAAGUAUUCAUAUUUCAUCAUGUCUUUUUGUCUAUCUAAAUAAUCUCCAAUUCGAUAACAUCGAUGGCAUCAGAAAAGAAGAAUAUGUUAUAGUAAGACAUUUUGAUAAUCUAAAAAUGAUGUACCAGUACUUGUUUUACUCAUCUUCUGAUCCUGUCAUAAGUUUCCGACGUGUUUGUUAUUUAUGUCAUCGAUAAGUAUGUAUAUUGGUAUUUUAACACAAAAGACUGCUUUCUAUUGCAUUUUGCGCGCAUUUUUGUAAGAGAUAUAUCUUGAAACGAAAUCCGCAACGCAUUACUCUGUGUACAAACGUGUAAUGUACAAAAGUAGCUUUUAAGAUAGCGAUAAGUAAUCCUAAUGCGUGUAAACUAAACAAAACUUAUUUAUGAGGAGUGCUUAUAUACGUUAUACGAAUAAUAAUAAUAAUACGUUCUUAUUUUUUUUAAAGAGUAUUCGUCGUGUCCUCGAUCGCUUCGUGUUUGAAUUUGUAAUAAGGAAUAAAUCUUCAUAUAUACAUUUA